AUGCUCUAUUUGUCCCUACAAACCGGCUGUGUAGUGGCUACGAUAUUCGUAUAUCUAGCUGAGUGCGUUUGUAGCGUUAGUGCCGUCUCGUAUUUUGCAGAAAGCUUGUUAAAAGAAGAAAAAAGAAAACAUCGAGAAGCUUCAGAGAACCUAGCGAGUGAAAGAGGGGCUAGUUUGGAAUUUCACGAGCCGGCUGGAGAGCAACCGGAAGGUCAAAAUAAUCAGAGUCGUGAUUCUAGGGGUGGAAACAGUGCAGAUACAACCUUAAAUGGCUCACCUCACGGUAUAGGAACCAACUAUCAGCUUUCUAGUCAGGAAAGGCCGCUGAUGCAAUAA
Molecule: messenger RNA, 336 nt
Organism: Penicillium daleae
Lineage: Eukaryota; Fungi; Ascomycota; Eurotiomycetes; Eurotiales; Aspergillaceae
Exons: 2
Coding region: 1-336 (111 amino acids)
Source: RefSeq, a predicted model, not a curated record